This is a messenger RNA of Selaginella moellendorffii, 3213 nucleotides long. Its product is annotated as cell division cycle protein 48 homolog. The record is from RefSeq and is a predicted model, not a curated record. NCBI's taxonomy places the organism in Eukaryota, Viridiplantae, Streptophyta, Lycopodiopsida, Selaginellales, Selaginellaceae. Gene Ontology annotation, cellular component: cytosol; VCP-NPL4-UFD1 AAA ATPase complex; nucleus. The transcript is spliced from 7 exons. The coding region runs from base 734 to 3157 and encodes 807 amino acids. Gene Ontology annotation, biological process: retrograde protein transport, ER to cytosol; mitotic spindle disassembly; autophagosome maturation. Gene Ontology annotation, molecular function: ATP hydrolysis activity; polyubiquitin modification-dependent protein binding; ATP binding.
CUCGGACGGAUCGAAUCGUGAGCUCGGAUCGAUCGAUCGAUGGAAAUUUUGGAGGGGUUAAGCUUUGGAGGGAGCAUAUUCUCGGAUCUAACACGCUCGGAAAUCGUGGCGGCAUUUUCAUCGUCCGAUGGGAAUUUGGAUCCAAGAACUCUCGCGCGCUCUUGCCUUCAUUCUUCCUUUGCUAACGCGAUUUUAGGGUUUAUCGGAAUGAAGCGCUUGGCGCCCAGCGAUGGAUUUGAGACCAGCCACUCCACGGCGAGCAGUGACGGGCGGAGAUCUAUCUAUGGUACGCUCCUGGUUUUGUGAUUUCGAGAAUGUGAGAGAAUGCGAGGUCUUUGUAGAUCGGACGCUGCAAAAGCUCUGGGCGGGAAUGCAGAGUUUCCAAUUCAAUCUCAAGAACACAAUAAUGGAAGUACCAGCUCCAGAUUUUUUGGGCAGUGAUCAAUGCUUUCGCUGCAAGUAAGGAAGAUUUUCCCCUUCCUUUUUCCCUUUCGAUGCUUUACUUCUUAUUUUUUCUUCUCAGGAAGUUUUUGAAUGGUUUGAUUACUUGCGAGGGAUGUGCGGAAGGAUUUUGCUCCUUUUGCUCCAUAACCAGUUUCGAAGAGCAAAAUGAUAGAACCUUUUGCAUGGAUUGCAAUGCGAAUGAUCUCGAUGGUAGGCGAAAGCUUGCUCGUCAACAACGCUCCGUUUCUAAGGUGUUUCCGUCACCUUAGGUCGCUAGAAAGGUUUGGCCAUGGCCUCGUCUUCGACCGGAGGCGAGCAGCCUGCAAAAAAAGUAGCUCUACAUCGACUUGUGGUCGAUGAUGCAAUCCUCCAUGACGAUAAUUCGAUCGUAACUCUUCACCCUGAUCGGAUUCAAGCUCUCAAUCUCACGCCAGGCGAUACCGUUCUCGUCAAGGGGAAGAGGAGGAGAGAUACUGUCCUCAUCCUUCUUGCAGACGAACAUUGCGAGGAAUUCAAGGUGAGGAUCAACAAGGUCGUCCGGGUGAACCUGAGAGUCAAGCUCGGAGAAGUCGUCUCGAUCCACCAGAUCCAAGAAGUGAAAUACGCGAAGAAGGUUCAUGUUCUUCCUCUGGAUGACACCAUCGAGGGCCUCACAGGAAAUCUCUUCGAUUCUUUUCUCAAAGGUAAGUCCACGGUUCUAUCAAGCGUUUGCACUAACUUUCUUUUUGUGAUCAAAGAUUACUUCACUGAAUGCUUCCGGCCAUUGAGAAAAGGUGACCUCUUUUUGGUCCGUGGAGCGAUGCGAGCAGUGGAGUUUAAGGUGGUGGAAAUCGAUCCUCCGGGAGAGUAUUGCUAUGUCUCUGCAGACACCGAGAUCUUCUGCGAAGGAGAGCCGGUCAGGCGAGAGGACGAAGAGAACAAGCUCAAUGAGAUUGGUUACGAAGACAUAGGUGGAGUUCGCAAGCAACUUGCUCUGAUCCGCGAGGCUGUCGAGCUUCCACUGAGGCACCCAACGCUCUUUCGAACGAUUGGAGUGAAACCACCGCGAGGAAUCUUGCUCUUUGGGCCUCCAGGGACUGGAAAAACGAUGAUUGCCAGAGCAGUCGCCAACGAGACUGGAGCCUUCUUCACAGUCAUCAACGGACCCGAGAUUAUGUCCAAGCUGAACGGUGAAAGUGAGAGCAAUCUUCGCAAGGCGUUUGCAGAGGCCGAGAGAAACGCUCCCUCGAUCAUCUUCAUAGACGAGGUGGACUCCAUUGCUCCAAAGCGAGAGCAAGCUCACGGAGAGGUGGAGCGAAGGAUCGUCUCACAGCUCCUGACGCUCAUGGACGGAUUGAAAACGCGCUCGAACGUUGUCGUCAUGGCAGCGACGAACCGGCCGAAUAGCAUCGACCCCGCUUUGCGAAGAUUUGGAAGGUUCGAUCGAGAGAUUGAUAUCGGUGUCCCGGACGGAGUUGGCAGGCUAGAGAUACUUCGAGUUCAUACCAAGAACAUGAAACUAUCCGACGAUGUGGACUUGGAAUCUGUCUCCCAAAAUUUGCACGGUUUUGUUGGGGCGGACUUGGCAUCACUUUGCUCUGAGGCUGCCAUGAACUGCAUUCGUAAGAAAAUGGACAUCAUCGACUUGGAGGCCGAGACCAUCGACGCUGAGAUUCUGAACCUGAUGGCCGUCGACAAGGACGAUUUCCAGCUCGCAUCUGGCGUCAGCAAUCCAUCAGCGCUCCGAGAAACACUCGUGGAAGUUCCAGACGUUUCUUGGGAAGAUAUCGGCGGCCUGGAGUCAGUGAAGCGAGAACUCGAGGAGACAAUCCAGUAUCCGAUCGAGUUCCCCCACAUGUUCGAGAAGUUUGGCAUGUCACCGUCGAAAGGAGUUCUCUUCUACGGCCCACCCGGCUGCGGCAAAACUCUCCUCGCUAAAGCCGUGGCGACGAUGAUCCACUGCAACUUCAUCACCAUCAAGGGACCGGAGCUUCUCUCAAAGUACCUCGGCGAGAGCGAGGGCAACGUGAGGGAGGUGUUUGACAAGGCCCGGGCGUCAGCGCCGUGCGUCCUCUUCUUCGACGAGCUCGACUCCAUCGCCAUACAGCGCGGUAUCUCGGCCAAUGACGCCGGCGGUGCCGUGGACCGUGUCCUCAACCAGCUGCUCAUCGAGAUGGACGGUCUUACUGCCAAGAAGACGGUGUUUAUCAUCGGUGCUACCAACAGGCCGGACAUCCUCGACUCGGCCUUGCUCCGGCCUGGACGAUUGGACCAACUUAUCUACAUUCCUCUCCCGGACGAGCCUUCUCGGCUCAAGAUCUUCCAGGCGUGCUUGAGAAAGACUCCGCUGUCAAUGGACGUGGAUCUGGCUGCUCUUGCGAGGCACACGCCAGGAUUUAGCGGGGCUGAUAUCACCGAGAUUUGCCAGCGAGCUUGCAAGUUUGCGAUCCGAGAGGAUAUCGAGAAGGACAUGAAGAAAGCUGCUGAGAAUGGUGGCGAAGACAUGAUGGACGAGGACAAUGCGGUGGCUUAUGUUGAGCUGAGGCAUUUCGAGGAAUCGAUGAGGUUUGCUCGGCGGAGUGUGAGCGACGCGGAUGUUCGCAAGUACAAGGCUUUUUCGCAGAGCCUCCACCAGUCUCGAGGAUUUGGAGAGUUUAAGUUUCCAGGAGCCAAGCACCAGAUGCUCGAUCAAAAUGAUACUGCCCAAAUGCCCGAUGGAGAUUUGUAUGCUUAAGAACAAUGAUAUAUUUAUUAAUAUUGAUUAAUUAUUACUAUUAUGUUUAUUAUUCA